AUGUCCCUCGAGCCUCUUUCUCUCCCCUCCCUCCUCUCCCUCCCCGUCGAAGCGGUUUCCGCGAAGCUUCGCUCCACGCCGCCCGCGCAUUUGGAGCAGCUCCGUGUUUCGCUAUGGGACAUCCUUGGCACGCCCGACCGCAAGCCGGAAUUCCUCUCCCUACAGCGCCUGCUUAUAACGCGUACGGGCGCCGGCGCCGUCCUCACCGCGGAGUCGCUCUCCCGCGCGCACUACACGCAUCUUAAGAUCCUCGUCGCGGUUCGGACCGGCAUCCAGGCGUUUCUACACCCCGAUAUCGCCAUCCCGCCAUCGUCUUUAAUCGAAAUCUUCCUCCGCCGCCGCUGUCAGAACAUGGCCUGUCAGAGCCCGCUUCCCGCGGGGGGCUGCCGCUGUCGUUUCUGCACGACGGGCAACGGCGAACCGGGGGGAUCCGGCCGGGCGGGAGCCGACGGGGGAGCGACAAAAUCCGCCGCAGUUUCCGGUACCACGAGCACCACUGGUACUCUUAACAGGGGGAACUCAGGCACAGGCACCAGCGCUGGGAUUGCUUCUACCACGGAAAUUGGCGGGGGGUUUUGCAAUUUGUGCAUGUGUGUCGCAUGCGGGAAAUUCGAUUUUGACACCAACACGUGUCGGUGGAUCGGAUGCGAUUUUUGUCUGCAUUGGUGCCACACGGAUUGCGCGCUCCACAUGGGGUUCGUGCGCCAUGGCGCAGUGGGGGCUGGGGGAAGUGCGGGCGGCGCUGGGGGAAGAGGCGGGGGGAUUGCGGAGGGGGCCGCGCAGGGCGGGCAGUCCGCGGACGGGGCGACGGCGGGGACGAGUGCGCAGUUCGCGUGCCCCGCGUGCGCGCGGUCGUCAGAGCUGUUUGGGUUCGUGCGCGACGUGUUCCGCCUGUGCUCCGCCCAGUGGGACGCGGAGGCCGCGCGGAGGGAGCUGGAGUGCGUCGGGGGAAUCUUCGGCGCAAGCACGGACGCGCUCGGGCGCGAGCUUGCGCGGAGGGCGGCGCUGGCCCUGCGGGAGCUACGGGAGGGGCGCAGGGCGUGCGCGGACAUCUGUCGCGACAUGCAGCUUUUUUUCGCCAGCAGUGAGUGGGGUGGUUGUCGUUUGGCUUGCUUGUAUUCAAGCCGCCGUUACAGAAGGUUACAUUCAGGGUUUAUGUGGCGUUUGGAAGUUCGGGUCAGGGUAUGUUUUCUCUCGUGUGUUCCCUUCGUGCUUUAA
This is a messenger RNA of Closterium sp. Yama58-4, 1218 nucleotides long. Lineage: Eukaryota; Viridiplantae; Streptophyta; Zygnematophyceae; Desmidiales; Closteriaceae. The record is from the annotation of a GenBank genome assembly.